Molecule: messenger RNA, 1167 nt
Organism: Lutzomyia longipalpis
Lineage: Eukaryota; Metazoa; Arthropoda; Insecta; Diptera; Psychodidae
Product: ester hydrolase C11orf54 homolog
Exons: 4
Coding region: 97-1065 (322 amino acids)
Cellular component (GO): nucleus
Molecular function (GO): zinc ion binding; hydrolase activity, acting on ester bonds
Source: RefSeq, a predicted model, not a curated record
UCAUUGAGACACGCUACAGAAUGAUGCGCCUCCAGUAUCUGUCUCCGUGUCGAAGGCAAAACACUGAAAAAGUGAAAAUUCAUUUCGUGGAGGAAAAUGACGGCGCUCAGUACAGAUGGAUUGCUCUUUGAGUCAAAGGAUCUCUUCAUUCCGGACAACAAGGAGCUCAAGGAAGCUCUUACAAUUGGCCUUAAGAAGAACUUCCAGGAGGUCUCUGUGGAUUUUGUAGAGUGUCCAGAUCUCUUUGGAGCGCCCUUCAAUCUUGCUAGCUCAGGACUCUGUGGGAAUGCCACAAUUGUUGAAUACGGUGGAGCCCCAUACCUCCUACCGCUCGUGCAGAGGGACAAACUCUAUGAUUUAAAUGAGAUAUGCCUGAAAAUUUGCCGUGAGCGUCAAAUGAGCCAGUACUUGGCAGUAGGAGCUGGGGCUGGUCCCUAUGUCUUGUGCAAUUCCAAUUGCGAGGGAAUCUUCAAUUUAGCCGGAGGGCUCGAUGGGAAAAUCGUGUCAAAGAGUCAUUUAGCUCUCGUUGACAAGGAUAAGCAAUGCGAGAGAAGAAAUAUUCCAGCUUCGGAGACAAGGACAGCUCUUUUGGGGAAUAUCUAUUUGUCCGAAGGGAAAACUGGUCAGGUCUUGAAGAUUCAUUGCAAAAAACGUACAGGGAACAACAAUUUUAUAACGCAAAUCAGGGAAAGUUUGGCCAGUCACUUUGUGGAUAAGGAUAUUGGACUCGGAGGGACAUUUUUGCUGAAAAACGGAAAGGCCCAUCAGCACGUUAUGCAGGAUUUCUCCGUGACUCCCAUCUACACGGAGGAGGAACUCAACACCUGGCUCAAAUUCUACGAUAUGCCUGCCCCAUUGGUGGCUGUUGGGACACUCGUAACGAAUGAAAUGGACUUGGAUUUGCGCCUCCAGCACUUCCACAGCUUCUCACCAUCGCACUGGGGUGGACACUAUCACUACGACACUACUCCGGAUACGGUGGAGUACGAAGGAUACUUCGGGAUUGGGGAGAAGCUCUAUCGCAUUGAUAAGCCGAAAGAAACCCACAAAUUCGGCCGGGACUGAGGCCAAACGCACACAAAAAAGUCCUUCAUUUAGUAGUUUUUAAUACAUUUUAAUAAAUUUUUAUACAAAAGAAAAAAAAGGAAAUAAAAUUAUUUUAUUUCA